This is a messenger RNA of Phoenix dactylifera (date palm), 1404 nucleotides long. The record is from RefSeq and is a predicted model, not a curated record. Lineage: Eukaryota; Viridiplantae; Streptophyta; Magnoliopsida; Arecales; Arecaceae.
GCUUCUGAAGAUGCCAAAAAAGUGGUUGAAGAGGAAAGGGCUUGUGCUCGUGUGAAAAUUGAAAGUGCUAGAGCAGCAGCGCAGAGAGUUGUACAGGCUUUUCAUGAACAUGAAAUGAAAACCAGAAGCACAGAGAAGCAGAAGGAUUUCGAACAGUUGAUGAGAGAAGUUCAAGAGGCACGAAGAAUCAAAAUGCUACAUCAGCCCAGCAGGGUUAUGCACAUGGAACAUGAACUUCAAGCUUUGCGUAUUCAGUAUGCUGAGAAGUCUAUGUCUUCUGUUCAGCUUAGGAAAGAGCUGGCAAGGAACAAAAGGCUUGAGGAAAACAUGAACCAGUUGUAUGAGUUAGAAGGUCUUGAAAGUUUAGGUUCAUCUUUACAUAUUAUUCCCCGAGAAGAUACUGCUCCGGAUAUCUCAACUUGCGCAAUUCAGUGGUAUCGUAUACAAUCAGAAGGAAACAAAAAGGAAUUAAUUCCAGGAGCAACAAAAUCAGUGUACUCUCCAGAGCCUUUUGAUGUUGGGCGCCUCUUGCAAGCAGAAAUUGUUUUAGGUGCUGAAAGCAUAACAAUUGCAACAACUGGUCCAAUAGAUCCUGCUGCAGGACUAGGAAGCUAUGUAGAGGCACUGCUUCGAAAACAUGAAACUGAGUUCAAUGUAGUUCUUAUUCGGAUGAAUGGUGAAAAUCAUGCCUCAAACUCUAUUCAUGUGUUUCACGUUGGUAGGCUGAGUAUCAAACUUAGUAAAGGAAAGACGAUAUUGGCUCGGGAAUUUUAUUCCUCUUCAAUGCAGCUAUGUGGGGUUAGAGGUGGCGGAAAUGCUGCAGCACAGACACUUUUUUGGCAAGUUAAGAAAGGCCUUUCCUUCACAUUAGCCUUUCAAUCAGAGAGAGAGAGAAAUGCAGCGAUGAUGCUUGCUCGAAGAUUUGCUUUUGAUUGUAAUAUCACACUUGCUGGACCAGAUGACCAGGCUUCUUCUGGAACUUGAUAACCUUUUAUACUAUUUUAAGUAGCCUAGUGAGUAGUGGUUUGCCCAAAGUUAUAAAUGUAUUAUUAUAUCUAGUUAUGGAAAAUAGAUUGUACUUAGGAUCUUGUCAUUUUUUCUGCGGUUUGAUUUUCUUUUAUCAUUGUGAGCAUCAUCAAGGCAUCCUUUUUUUUGCCUUAAGAGUGGAUUGUAAGUUGUAACCAAUUUGUUUUGGCUUUUAUUAUCAUUCUUUGCCUGCCAGAAGAAAAAAAAUUCAACCAUUCUUCUUCCUUUUGUUUCCUAGAUCUACUUUUCUUAAUCUAGAUGCCACUGGAUUUGUCUUUGGCAUAGUGGCCUGUUAAAGACCAACAUUUCAGUGUAUAAAGAGAUGGAAUUGACAUUCCCAUACUUUCACAAUAAUUUCUAAGAGCCUUUUCUUUUUUA